ACAAAAAUAUCUUUUCUUUUUUGAAAAAAACCCCCAUUAACUUUAAACACAUAAAAACCUCCAUGGACGAGAGUGGUGGUCGUGGAAGAGGUUAUGGGGACGACUCCACAGGCAGCAGAGAGAUUCGUUACCGGGGAGUACGACGUCGGCCAUGGGGAAAAUUCGCUGCUGAAAUACGAGACUCUAGAAGGCAAGGAGUACGGAUAUGGCUAGGGACUUUCAACACUGCAGAAGAAGCAGCACGAGCUUACGAUCGAGCGGCCUACAACAUGAGGGGUCAUUUGGCCAUUUUGAAUUUUCCUAAUGAAUAUCCGCUUACCAGGGGUGGGGCUUAUUCGAGUGGGUCAUCUUCUUCUUCUUCAAUGUCAAUGCGGCAAAAUGAAGUGAUUGAAUUUGAGUAUUUGGAUGAUAAAGUGCUGGAAGAUCUUCUUGACUAUGGAGAAGAAAGUGAUAAGAGAAGCUAAAACUCUUAAACAAGUUGCUGCCGGAAAGGGUAAGAGAGAAGAGUCACUAUCAUCAAAUAGGGCUAUAUUCUAUUUAGCCUUUUUUUAAACUUUGCUUUUCUUUUGUAAUGGCAUAAUAAUCAUUUCUUGCCAUUUAUAUAUGUCUAUCUCAUUUUCUUUUCUUUUCUUUUUUUUCUUUUUUAGAGAAUGUCAUAUAAAUUAUUGUAUGCUUUUUUUUCUUUUUUAGCAAAGUGAGAGAAUUGCAAUCUCUCGUUGUUGAUCAAACUCUCACGAUUCUACAAUAAUUGACAUAUACUUCUUUUUUUUUUUUUUAAUUUGAA
Molecule: messenger RNA, 784 nt
Organism: Cucumis sativus (cucumber)
Lineage: Eukaryota; Viridiplantae; Streptophyta; Magnoliopsida; Cucurbitales; Cucurbitaceae
Product: ethylene-responsive transcription factor 14
Exons: 1
Coding region: 63-464 (133 amino acids)
Biological process (GO): regulation of DNA-templated transcription; ethylene-activated signaling pathway
Molecular function (GO): DNA-binding transcription factor activity; DNA binding
Source: RefSeq, a predicted model, not a curated record